CUCUUGUUCGUUUUCCAAAAAUUUAUAUCACGUGAUUGAAAAAUAUUGAUGGUUACCGGUGAUUUUCUGGACAUUUCCAGAUAUUUCUAUUUGAAGCUACUAAUUUGCAUUAAAAAUGACCGAUUGAAUUCUCGAUACUGAUUAAAUAUGAAGAAAUGUUCCACGAUGCUGGAAAUCCAAAUAAAUUUCGUACAUGUAUUAGUGCGACGUGAGGUUAUAUGAUUUUGCAGGAACCGCUAGUAAAAUUAGAUCUUUUUACAUUUGGUGUGUGACGAGAUAUUUAUUUUACUCUUUUUCGUAUAUAAAAACAAUCAUGGUACGAUAUUUUCUCAAGUUUUCGUACAUUGGUACGCAUUACAGAGGUAUGCAAAAGCAAUCUAUCGAAAAUUUUGUACGAGAUAUAGAUACUGUCCAAGGUGCUCUAGAAGCUGCUCUCUUAAACCUUUUGCCAAAACCCUUGAUUACACCCACUUUGAUUCUCUCUAGCAGAACGGAUGCUGGAGUUCAUGCCUUAUGCAAUACAGCUCAUGUGGAACUCGAAAACAGAUACAAUCGUCUAUAUAACUCAUCAGACGUAAAGAGAGCCACUAAUAAUUAUUUUAAAAAAUGUGGCCAUUUUAUUAGAUUGUUGGAUUUUAUACCUGUUACAAAUGAUUUUCAUGCAAGGUACAGAUGUAAAUCUCGUACUUACAUAUACAGGUUUAUGAUACCUAAAAUACCCGGCGAGCACCGAAUAUCCGUCGUGGAAGGAAUGCACAGUUAUUUUAUAAGGGAUCAUAAUUUCGAUAUAAAUAGAGUACAAAAUGCUCUGCAAUUGUUCAUGGGAACAAGGGAUUUUAGUACCUUUAGUGCAAAAGCAAUAACGGAUCGUAAGAUCAAGUACACACGUUCCUUAAAUGCUUUUACUUUAGAAGAAGUAAAGCCUUUAAUGUUCUUUGAUCCGUUGUCAGAAAAUUUCAGAUAUUGGCACUUUACGUGCAAAUCUAGAUCUUUCUUGUACAAUCAGGUCAGACGAAUGGUUGGUUCUCUAAUCGCGUUAGGAUUGGGAAAAAUAACGGAGAAAGAUAUUAUGGUGAUGCUGCAAGUUCCUUCGCAUGAUAACUGGGAUACUCGCAUUCAAGUCAUACCAUCGAUCGGCUUGCAUCUCGUGAAUGUGGAAUACGAUACGGAAGAGUUAAAACGCAUGACAUUGGACGAGCAAGAAUGGGAGCCGCAUUCGGAGGAGCAAAAGGAGAAAUUAGAAUUGAAAGAAUAAAGGAAGAAAAAAAA
Molecule: messenger RNA, 1269 nt
Organism: Ooceraea biroi (clonal raider ant)
Lineage: Eukaryota; Metazoa; Arthropoda; Insecta; Hymenoptera; Formicidae
Product: tRNA pseudouridine synthase-like 1
Biological process (GO): tRNA pseudouridine synthesis
Molecular function (GO): pseudouridine synthase activity; RNA binding
Source: RefSeq, a predicted model, not a curated record